This is a messenger RNA of Darwinula stevensoni, 303 nucleotides long. NCBI's taxonomy places the organism in Eukaryota, Metazoa, Arthropoda, Ostracoda, Podocopida, Darwinulidae. The record is from the annotation of a GenBank genome assembly.
AUGCAGUUUAUUCUAAGCAAGUAUGACCCAGAUCUAGCUGCAGAAGUAUUGGAAUGGAUCAGGGCUGUGACUGGGGAGAAUAUCAAUGUUUCUGGAGACCCAGACAACUUUUUUGAACUCCUUAGGAAUGGGACUCUACUUUGCAGGUUGGCCAACACAAUGAAACCAGGCACAGUGAAGAAGAUCAAUACCAGCCAGAUGGCAUUCAAGUGCAUGGAAAACAUCAAUGAAUUCCUUGAAUCAGCUCGUCAGAUGGGAGUCCCAAGCCAGGAACUUUUCCAGACCGUGGACCUGUGGGAGAAG